This is a messenger RNA of Eimeria mitis, 411 nucleotides long. RefSeq lists its product as uncharacterized. The record is from RefSeq and is a predicted model, not a curated record. The transcript is spliced from 3 exons. Bases 1 to 411 code for a protein of 136 amino acids. NCBI's taxonomy places the organism in Eukaryota, Apicomplexa, Conoidasida, Eucoccidiorida, Eimeriidae.
AUGGCUUCUUUCUGCAAGACGGCAGCAGCAGUGUGCCUCGUCGCACUCGGUGUGCUCCAAUCAGCGGCACAGCAGGACACUAACGAGGGAGGGGGGGGUUCUACAGCGUAUAAAUUUAAGGUAGUGGAUGUAGAUGAAGACGCCUACUUGUCCGCCAACUUGGCCCGGAAUGGAAAGCUCCCAGUUCACAUCAGUGAGGUCACAAAGGACGAAAGCCUCGUCACUGAGUUGACGGCAAAAGUAGCACCCGAAGAACAGCAAACUGCGCAGAACUGCACUGCAUUGAUAACCACCGAACUGAAGGAGCGCUUCCAUUACUCUUUUGAGCACGAAUCCGAGUCGGAGGCCAGUUUCGACUACCGUCAAUUGCUGCAGGGAGCUCUUGAAGCGGGACUGAAAGUCUUCAAGUGA